GAACAUUCAAUUCAAUUACACUUACUCCGAAUCCACCAAGGGUCACUACUAACCAAUUUUGACGAACGAAAUGGCUUUCAAGUUUAUUGCUGUCUUUGCCCUGCUCGCUGUCGCCAAUGCCGGCAUCCUUCCAGCUGCUCAAGUCUACCAUGCUGCUCCCGCCGCUGUUGUUAAGACCGUUACCCCUGUCCUGACCAAGGCUGCUGAAGAAUAUGAUCCCCAUCCUCAGUACAGAUACGCCUAUGAUGUCCAAGAUGCCGUCUCUGGUGACUCCAAGAGCCAAGUUGAAGAACGUGAUGGUGAUGUUGUGCGUGGUGAAUACUCUUUGAUCGAUGCUGAUGGUUACAAACGUACUGUUCAAUAUACCGCUGAUCCCGUCAAUGGUUUCAACGCCGUCGUCAGCCGCGAACCCUUGGUAGCUAAGGCUGUGGUUGCUGCUCCCGCUGCUGUGGUAAAGACCGUUGCUCCCGUUGCCCACUAUGCUGCCCCCGCUGCUGUUGUGAAGACUGUUGCCCCAGUUGCCCACUAUGCUGCACCAGCUUACCAUACCUAUGCUGCUGCAGCUGUUGUUAAGUCGGUAGCACCAGCUUACACCACAUACUCUGUACCUGCCGCCCAUGUCGUCCGCCACUAAAUGUAUAUUUCGUAAAAAUGCUAUGACCUGAAUGUCCUA
This is a messenger RNA of Musca domestica (house fly), 673 nucleotides long. Its product is annotated as larval cuticle protein A2B. The transcript has 2 exons. The coding region runs from base 71 to 634 and encodes 187 amino acids. Gene Ontology annotation, cellular component: extracellular matrix. The record is from RefSeq and is a predicted model, not a curated record. Lineage: Eukaryota; Metazoa; Arthropoda; Insecta; Diptera; Muscidae.